AGAACCCGAUAUUGAAAGCUGAAAACGCUACGUUUCAAUGGUCAGAGAUACUCACAAAAGCGGGAAAAACAAAACGAAAACCCUAAAACAGAAAGGGAGAAGAGAAAUUUAAAAUGGCGCCAGUGUUGCAGAGCUCGCAACCCUGGGUUGAAAAAUAUCGACCUAAGCAAGUGAAGGAUGUGGCGCACCAGGACGAGGUGGUGCGAGUCCUCACCAACACUCUCGAGACAACUAAUUGUCCACACAUGCUCUUUUAUGGACCACCUGGAACCGGCAAAACUACCACCGCACUCGCCAUAGCUCAUCAGCUUUUCGGACCUGAACUCUACAAAUCUAGAGUGCUAGAGCUGAAUGCUAGCGAUGACCGUGGGAUCAAUGUUGUGCGAACUAAAAUCAAAGAUUUUGCUGCUGUGGCUGUAGGUUCUGGUCAGCGUCAAGGUGGUUAUCCUUGCCCUCCAUAUAAGAUUAUUAUCCUUGAUGAGGCUGAUUCAAUGACUGAAGAUGCCCAGAAUGCUCUGAGACGCACAAUGGAAACUUACUCCAAAGUUACAAGAUUCUUUUUUAUCUGUAAUUACAUUAGCAGGAUCAUAGAGCCCCUUGCUUCAAGAUGUGCAAAGUUCAGGUUUAAGCCUCUUUCUGAGGAAAUUAUGACUAGCCGAAUAUUGUAUAUCUGUAAGGAAGAAGGACUCAAUUUGGAUGUAGAGGCUCUAUCAACUUUAAGUUCUAUCUCACAAGGUGAUCUUCGACGGGCUAUCACAUACUUGCAAGGAGCUGCUCGAUUAUAUGGAUCAUCAAUUUCUUCUAAGGAUCUAAUUAGUGUGGCCGGGGUUAUCCCACAGGAGGUAGUUGAGGCACAUUUUUCAGCAUGCAGAAGUAGUGACUUUGAUGUUGCAAACAAGGAAGUUAAUAACAUUAUUGCAGAGGGAUAUCCAGUCUCUCUGUUUCUUUCUCAGUUGUUUGAGGUAAUUGUGGAAGCAGAAGAUAUAUCUGAUGAGCAGAAGGCUCGGAUAUGCAAACGUAUGGCUGAAGCAGAUAAGUGUUUAGUUGAUGGCGCAGAUGAGUACUUACAACUAUUAAACGUGACAAGUCAUGUAAUGCGAGCUCUGAGUAACAUGCCUGAAGAGUUUAAUUAUGAUACUUAGGGUCAUUUAGAAGAAAAAGUUGCUUUAUUUUGGUGAAUGUAAGAGGGAUCAAUAUCUCAUCUUAACGAGAAGAAUAUUGAAAUUCGGGAUCUGCUGUAAGGAGGGUGAAAUGUUUUUGUUAUCUCAUAAUUUGUCUGCCACUGGCGGAAAUAGUAAUAGAAUUAGACAAUUUACUGUUACAGCUACUCAGCUGUUUUGACCAUAAUAGUGAUGCAUAUCAUGAUGAUUUGGAUUUAACUUUCAAA
Mangifera indica (mango) is the source of this 1387-nucleotide messenger RNA. Its product is annotated as replication factor C subunit 2. The coding region runs from base 114 to 1142 and encodes 342 amino acids. Gene Ontology annotation, biological process: DNA repair; DNA-templated DNA replication. Gene Ontology annotation, cellular component: DNA replication factor C complex; nucleus. Gene Ontology annotation, molecular function: ATP hydrolysis activity; ATP binding; DNA clamp loader activity. The record is from RefSeq and is a predicted model, not a curated record. The transcript has 12 exons. Lineage: Eukaryota; Viridiplantae; Streptophyta; Magnoliopsida; Sapindales; Anacardiaceae.